CCUUAUGCACAAAUUGCAUCUUGAAGUUCACUUGAGCUUGGAGUCCAAGAUGGCCGCGAUGGCAGAUAUAUCGAGCUGUUAACCGUAUAUGGGAUACGCCUAAAUUUUCAGUUUACAACGACACAUCUUUUAAAUAUUGUAAUACAAUGAAUAUAAUAAGUACGUGCAGUGAUAUGAAAGGUGGAGGAUGCACGAGGAACAAAUGACUUUUACAGACGCGCAAUUUGUCUUAACUCAUACGUAUGCUACAUUCUGUGUUCAGUCUGUUUUUUCACGGAGAGUAAUUUAUUCGUUUGCAACAAGAACUCGUUACAAAGAAAACGACUAAAAAUUUCAUAUUGAACUGCCCACAUACAAGGUUGUGAUAUUUAUGUGUUAAAAAAUUCAAGCUACUGUUAAAAUUAAAAAAAUGGAGGCAAUUGUAGAAUAUAACUAUGAAGCGCAAGAACCUGAUGAAUUAACUUUGAAGAAAGGAGACAUUAUUACAGAAAUUAAAGUAAUGUUAGGUGGCUGGUGGGAAGGUACUUUAAGAGAUAAACGUGGCAUGUUUCCUGAUAAUUUUGUCAAGGUAUUAGAACCUUUAUCAAGUGGGACAGUUGGAAGUACAGGAAGUGGAGGAAGUGAAGGAGCUAGUAGUGCUAAAUCUGAAGAUGUUUCCUUAAAAAAUGGAGGAUCUAAAAGACGAUUUUGUAAAGUGCUUUUUAAUUAUGAACCUUGUAAUAAAGAUGAAUUAACUUUAGUACCACAAGAUUCUAUAGAAUUUUUGGGUGAGGUUGAAGAGGGAUGGUGGAGAGGUAGGCUUAAAGGCAGAGUUGGUGUUUUUCCCUCAAAUUUUGUAUCUCCUCCAGCUUGUGAAGAACCUGAUAAACAUAAAGAUCAAGAUAGCAAAAAAAUGUGUAAAGUACUUUUCCCUUAUGAAGCUGCUAAUGUAGAUGAAUUAACAUUAAAUGAAGGAGAUAUAAUAACUCUUCUAUCUACAAAUGCCUCUGAUAAGGGUUGGUGGAUAGGAGAAUUAAAUGGUCAAGUAGGUUUAUUUCCUGAUAAUUUUGUUGAAAUAUUAAAUAUUCUGCCUGAUCAUCAAGAUCACGAGCAAAAACUUAAAGCUUCCAUUAAGUCUGUUACAAAACAUUCUCAUCAGGUAAAGAAAAAUGGAAAAGUGCAUACUAGAAAAAGUUUGGAUGUAAAAGAUGCACAUGCAGAUGCAACUAAGAAAGCCAUAUCAACAGCAACACCUUCUACAACAAUGACUUCCCCAGGAGUUGGAGGAAGUGGUGGAGAAAGAAAAACUAUAGGACAUUCCAUUACAUCGAAUCUGAAACGUCUUGUAGGUGAUGUGGGGACUAAUAAUGGUAAUGGAAAUACCAAUACAGCUUUGGGUGAAGAGCUAGAUGGGGUAGAGCGAGGAGAAGGAGCACCGCUUUCGCAUUUAACAGCAUCACGAGCUAAAGCACCCCAUCGACGUCCACCUUCUUCGCAACGUUUAAGACGCCAUGCUGCUGGAUCAACAAGCACAACAACCACUACUACACCUGAAGAUAGUUUAGCAAAUGGUAAUGCAGAUACUAUGUUAGAACAAUUACGAGAAGAAGAACCAGAAGGAUUGGCUGCAAAAGCAAGAAGAAAAGCACCUUGGGUAGAGGAAUUAAAAUUAAAUCAGUUAGAAAGGAGAAAAAUUGUAUCGCUUGAUCGUGUAGAUAAAUCCGAAGAAAAGAAGGAACGACCCAAUUCACGAGCAUUGGCAACAACAACAAAUGUCGCUGACUGUAUUAACAAAUUAGAAACAGAAAGUGAAGAAAGUAAACAAAAGGAUAAAGGUCAAAGUCAGAAAUCUGACACAUCUCCAUAUCUCGAACCAAUAUCAACUACUUCUGGAACCCCUAUUUAUGUUCCAUUUGCACUUUACAAUCAAUUAUUAGAAAGGGUUGUUGCUUUAGAAGAAAAACAAGCAAUGUUACAACACACAAUGGGACAGAUUCUGGAACAAUUUGUACCUCUUCCAUCUUCAAUCAACAUCCCAGACUAA
Molecule: messenger RNA, 2023 nt
Organism: Eufriesea mexicana
Lineage: Eukaryota; Metazoa; Arthropoda; Insecta; Hymenoptera; Apidae
Product: SH3 domain-containing kinase-binding protein 1
Exons: 9
Coding region: 410-2023 (537 amino acids)
Molecular function (GO): protein binding
Source: RefSeq, a predicted model, not a curated record